AUGCGUACCAUCACCAGGCUUGUCCUGGUUCCGGUGCCAACAACGGUUGUGGAUUACGAUGGCAAGACGCGCACAGUCACCAAAGAUAGGUUGAGCACGGUAACCACCAUCCAGCACGGCGGAUGCACGGCCACUGUCAUCGAUCACAAGACACACACUACGUGCAAGAAGCCCGGCCCUACGACAUGGGAUCCUCCACACAGACCUGUUCGGCCUUACCCGUCCAUUGUUCUCAACACGAGCAAGAAGCCGGGCCCGACACCGUGGGACCCCCCGCGGAAGCCCCACGGGACUGCGUCCAUAUCUGCCGGGUGA
Molecule: messenger RNA, 315 nt
Organism: Diaporthe citri
Lineage: Eukaryota; Fungi; Ascomycota; Sordariomycetes; Diaporthales; Diaporthaceae
Exons: 2
Coding region: 1-315 (104 amino acids)
Source: RefSeq, a predicted model, not a curated record